This is a messenger RNA of Protopolystoma xenopodis, 315 nucleotides long. Lineage: Eukaryota; Metazoa; Platyhelminthes; Monogenea; Polystomatidea; Polystomatidae. The record is from the annotation of a GenBank genome assembly.
AUGUCUCGCAAGCGAGACGGAGGAACAUUGUUUGCGGGUCGACCUCGUUCCGUUACAAAGCAAGCCAUGCGGCCACACACUAUCGAUGAGCUGGUCCAUAGAGACGUACCAACUCAAGCGAUACGGCCUGGCAGAAUGACGAUUUGCCGACAACCAUCAUCUACCGGAAUCCGUUCGUUCCCCGCAGAUCUGUGGGUACUUAGCGAUCAGCCUCCGGCGUUAUGCUUCAUUCGAGUGUGGCAGACGAUAGUUUCAAUUGAUUUACGAAUAUUGACCACUUCUUGCGCAGGUCUGCUGACACUGCUUCAGUUGUGA